Molecule: messenger RNA, 2155 nt
Organism: Pseudogymnoascus verrucosus
Lineage: Eukaryota; Fungi; Ascomycota; Leotiomycetes; Thelebolales; Thelebolaceae
Exons: 4
Coding region: 194-1753 (519 amino acids)
Molecular function (GO): heme binding; iron ion binding; monooxygenase activity
Source: RefSeq, a predicted model, not a curated record
CCUAGUUUGUACUGUAUUUCUCCGACAAUCCUCGGCAAUCCCUGUGGUAGGUUCCGGGCUGCGGCACCGUUUUCCCUUAUGUCCAACACUCUGCGUCUCGUCUUUACUUCCUUUAUCUCACACUUUAAGCCUACCCCUCUACUCAUCUUAAUCUGCAUUAUCACGUUAAUAGCUAUAAUUAUAACAGUAUACUAUGAACUCGAUCUUCAGCGGAUCUGUUGCUUCAGCACUAGCCGCGACACUCACGGCCUGGCUCGUGUACGUUAUCACGCAAGCUGUCUAUCGCAUAUAUUUCAGUCCAAUAGCCAAGUUCCCAGGGCCCAAGCUAGCAGCAGUGAGCUUCUGGUAUGAAUUCUAUUACGAUGUAGUACAAGGUGGGCAGUAUACGUUUGAGAUUGGUCGGAUGCACGAGAAAUAUGGCCCUAUUAUCCGCAUCAAUCCCUAUGAGCUGCACGUUUCAUCACCCGACUUCUACGAGAAACUGUACUCAGGGCCCGGAAAGCGUCGCCAUCGGUGGGAUUGGUUUUCGGCACAGUUUGGCUUGCCCGAAUCCAUGUUCGGGACUAACGAUCACGACUCCCACCGCAUCCGAAGAGCAGCUGUCAAUCCAUUCUUUUCCAAAGGCGCGGUCAGGAAGCUGCAACCUAUCAUUGACGAGAGAAUUGACGCGCUGCUGAACCGCUUUCAAGAGUUUCAAGCUUCCAGCCAGCUCAUAAUUCUGAACUACGCAUUCUCUGCAUACACUAAUGACAUCGCUCAAGAAUAUGCCUUUGCACGGUCUGACCGUCGAGUUGAUCAGCAUGACUUUGAACCCACAUUUCACAAUGCGUCUAUUGCUGGCAGCAGCGGCGGUGCUCUCGUCAAGCAAUAUCCCUGGAUCUUGCCUCUCAUGCAGUCGUUGCCUGAGUCAUUUAUGACCUGGUUAGAUCCCGACAUGGCCUCGUAUUUUGGUCUUCAAAAUAUGAUUAAAAAACAGAUUAAGGAGAUGAAGGCUGGAAUAACUGACGACAAAGGUGCUGAUCACCGGACAAUUUUCUAUGAGAUUAUUAACAGCGACCUGCCGCCCGAAGAGAAGUCAGAUGCUCGACUCGCGCAGGAUGGUCAGACAGUUGUCAUUGCUGGAACAAUCACCACAGCUUGGGGACUCUGCAUUGCCGUCUUUUAUCUUCUUUCCCAGCCCGGGACGCUAAAAAAACUUAAGGAGGAACUGCAGACGGUGUUGAAAAGUCCUUCCUCACCCAUUACCUUGGCUGCCUUGGAGCAGCUUCCAUUCUUGACAGGAUGCGUCCAGGAGUGCAUUCGACUGAGCUACGGCGUAUGCACUCGCCUCCAACGCAUUGCACCUGACGAGACUUUGUCUUUUAACGACGGAAACAAAGACUGGUACAUACCUCCCGGAACACCGGUCAGCAUGACGAGCGUUCUCAUUCACCAUGACGAGUCGGUCUUUCCCAACUCGAGGAAGUUCUUGCCUGAACGCUGGAUUGGCAACCCACAGUUGUCUAAAUACCUUGUCUCUUUUUCAAAGGGCACGAGACAAUGCAUUGGCAUCAAUCUGGCUUACGCAGAGCUUUAUGUUGCUCUGGCGAGGAUAUUCAGGGCUUACGGGAGCGAGGAUAUAAGGUUCGAGGAUGAUGCGGGGUACUUGGAACUAUUCGAGACGACUAUGUAUGAUGUGGAACUCACCAAGGACGUCUUCAUCCCUGUGGCGCCAGAUGGCUCUAAAGGGGUCAGGAUACUUGUAAAGAAGUAAAAUGUUGCUAAUAUGUUAAACAUCGUACAGAGUGACGGGAGUCAGGCCAGAUCGCCAGGCAGCGGCAGGAUUAUGACUACUAUACUGUACCGAUUCUCAAGACCUUUGCCCUAUUUUACCAAGUUUUGUGGCCCCCGUGCUUUUCUAGUCUGUGCUCGGGUCGUGGCGUUUAUUUUAAUACUGGUGUUUUUGGAGAAAGUAAACAGAAGAAACGGCUCCUGAUAGCCCACUCUACAGGAAGAACAAUCGCAUACGACCACAGACUCAAGAGAAUUAGGCAUCCCGUCCGCUCUGCCAGGGCGUACUUUCCAGUUUCCCUGACAGGCUGCCUUUGUAUUUUUUUUGCCUGUAUUAGAUUACAUCAUCAUGUGAAGCCAGACUUUAAUUGGUACUGAAAUAGCC